GUAGGAAGAAUUUUUAAAAUAAAUCCCAUAGAGAUUUAAGCUAAACUGAAUCUCUUCUGUUUUACCAACUAAACCACAUUUCCUCUUCCAUGAAGCCUGAAACCCACUAAUUCCACGUCCUUUUCUUCCUCUGCUACGCACCAUGUCAUCAGAGGUUUCAUCUCUCAGUGAAAAGCUCUCCAACCAUACCUCUUUUCUGGGUCUUCCAUUAUGGAUCUUGAUCCUUGCUUUCCUGUCUUCCUUCCUUCUUUUAUCUUUCUCCAUUGUCUCUUGUUAUGUCGUAUGCUAUCGACGUACAAAAUCCAGCAGAACCCCCUUUUGCCUACCCAACCCCAUUGCUCCCACCAAUUAUCGAACCGCUUACUGCUCUUCCUCACUCAAUAGGAGUCUCCUUCCGCUUAGCAUUUCGGAGAUAGAGAUUAACACGUCCACCCAGCCUGAGCUUCAGGUGAUGUUUCCCGACCAGUGGUCUACUCGCGCCAAUUAUCUAGCUGAUAUAGAGCACUUUCCUAACUUCUCCCAUGGAGUUCCCGACACCUGGACGAGUAAUCGCUUCAGUUUGAGGGAUGUUGACGUUUUCACAAAUGGUUUCGCCUAUGAUAAUUUAAUUGGAAAUGGUUAUUAUGGUGUUGUCUACCGUGGGGUUCUUUUAGACGGUACAACAGUGGCAGUGAAGAGGCUACCCACUAACAGUUGCCAAACGGAGGGGUUCGUAACAGAGGCCGAGGCAAUCGGGCAUGUCCGACACAAGAAUCUAGUCAAGCUCCUAGGAUACUGCAUGGAACAAGGUUACAGGAUGCUUGUAUAUGAAUAUGUUAAUAACAGUAAUCUCCAUCAAUGGCUUCAUGGUCCUCUAGGACAAGAGAGUCCUCUUACCUGGACCGCUCGUAUGAACAUUAUCCAUGGGAUAGCAAAAGGAUUGGCUUACCUGCAUGAAGAUAUUGAACCACAUAUUGUCCAUCAAAACUUAAAGGCAAACAAUAUACUACUUGAUCACCUAUGGAAUCCUAAGAUCUCUGAUGCUGCACUUUCUAGGCUGCUGGGUCCAGACCACACCCAUGGAACCACUCCUUCAUUGGUGAAGCUAGGUUAUGCUGCUGAAGAACACGGUUCCACCAGCCGCUGGGAUAAGAAGAGUGAUGUGUAUAGCUUUGGAAUACUUGUGAUGGAGCUUGUAUCAGGGAGGAUGCCUGUUGAUCAUCAUCAUCAACCCCAAAUUUACUUGAUUGACUGGUUAAAGUCCAUGGUUGCAAACAAGAAAAUUGCAGAUGUAGUUGAUCCUAAGAUGCCAGAAAUUCCUUCUGUAAAGGAACUCAAACGGAUUACCUUGAUCGCAUUUCGAUGCGUGGAUCCGGAUUUAGACCAUAGGCCAAAAAUGGGAGAAGUGAUUCAUAUGCUUGAGCCACGUGACUUAUUGCUAAAUGAUGAACGGCGCAUCAGACGAGAGGCUUCGCUAAGAAAUCAUGCAAAGGGUAGCCGGGUGGACGUCUGAUGCUUCUCAUGUGUAACACUUGUAAUAAUAUACCACUGAAAAUCUAGUACGAGGAACUCCAAAAUCUCUUCACAGAUUUUUCAUACCAUCAUGUUUAACUUCCUCCCUAUUACAUUCCUUCUUUUGGGUUGAAGUUUCCUUCCCAAGGUUUUCCUUCUAAUGAAUCAUGUAAAGAAUCCAAUUUAAGUCGUGGAGAGCUUAAAGAACAUGCAUCUCAAUAUGGGGUUUCAAGUUCAAUACUAAUUAUAAUAGAACAUAAAAAAAAUGUGAAUUAUUAGUAUUAUCAGAACUGGCCGAUGCUGGCUUCUCAAGUAAAUACAAAUUUUACAACAAUGCUAGUAAUCAAAUGUGUAAAUACAAUCUCCAAUUCACGUAUUUUUAAAUGGAAAAAUUUGGGUUCCAGUUUUAACGUACAAAUAUCCCAUGCGUAUACCUUAAUUUUCACGCCAAGCAAAGCUUCUCAAUGUCUUCAAU
This is a messenger RNA of Gossypium arboreum, 1966 nucleotides long. Its product is annotated as probable serine/threonine-protein kinase At1g01540. The transcript is spliced from 7 exons. Gene Ontology annotation, biological process: protein phosphorylation. The record is from RefSeq and is a predicted model, not a curated record. The coding region runs from base 143 to 1492 and encodes 449 amino acids. Gene Ontology annotation, molecular function: protein kinase activity; ATP binding. Lineage: Eukaryota; Viridiplantae; Streptophyta; Magnoliopsida; Malvales; Malvaceae.